AUGCCCGUUCCCGCCGUGCCGCGCUGCCCCGGGCGCUCCCUGCCGCGGUCCGGGCAUUCCCGCAGGACCGCCGGGGCCCGGGGAAGCUUCUGCGGGGGCUCGCGUAGCGCGGGGGGGGGGAGAGCGGUAGGGCCCGGUGCGCGCCGGGGGCAGGCGAGCGGGCGGGCGCUGGAUUCUUUGGAUCGCGGACGUCGUGGGCGAAUAAAACAGGCGGGCGGGCGGUUGCGCUGUUCCUGCCGCGGGGGGCGCGGAGCGGAGCCGCCGCCGGGCCUGGCGCAGAUGGAGCCCCGCAGCAGCGGCGUCGCGCCCGGCGGAGUGUCUGUGUCGGCCGUGCUGCCGGCGGGCGGGAGCGGGGAGCGCCUGGGCGGUGCCACCCCCAAGCAGUUCUGCGCCGUGCAGGGGAGGCCUCUCGUCAGCUACGCGGUGUGGGCCAUGGAGAGGAUAAAUUGGAUAUCUGACAUUAUUGUGGUGGUCUCUCCUGAAAAUAUUGAAACAAUGAAGACUAUCAUUGAAAAAUAUGGCCACAAAAGAGUUACAGUAGUAAAAGGUGGAAUAACUCGUCACCGGUCAAUAUUCAAUGGACUGAAAGUAUUUGCAGAGGAUGAAUUUUCCUGCCAUUUGCUCCAGAAGCCAGAAGUAGUGAUUAUCCAUGACGCUGUGAGGCCUUUUGUUGAAGAAGAUAUUGUUUCAAAAGUGGUUAUGGCUGCUAAAGAACAUGGGGCAGCAGGAGCAAUCCGUCCUUUAGUUUCUACUGUUAUUGCCUCUGCUGCUGAUGGCUGCUUGGACCACUCACUGGAACGUGCCAGGUACAGAGCGAGUGAAAUGCCUCAGGCUUUCUUGUUUGAUAUAAUCUAUGAAGCAUACCAACAGUGUACUGACUAUGACCUGGAUUAUGGAACGGAAUGUUUGCAUCUGGCUCUGAAAUACUGUAAAACAAAUGCCAAACUUGUUGAAGGAACAGCUGACCUUUGGAAGGUGACCUACAAGCAGGAUCUGUAUGCAGCUGAAUCAAUCAUUAAGGACAACCUAUCACAACAAGUUUGUGUUAUCACCAACGUGAAGGAAACUCUCGGACAAGUAGGUUUUCUCCUUCCUGAAUCUCUGAAAAGCCAAGUAAAAGUUGAAGCUAUUUCAAUAUCUUUAAGCAAAAAUGAUAGCUGUCUACAAAACAUCAUUUCAGAACAGUGCUACAAUUUUGUUUGUAUAAAUGAUAAAAGAUGUGCCAUUCAAGAAACCCAGGAACUAGUGGAUAUGUUGGAAAAAUCAAAUAUUCCUCUCUUAUAUCCAGUGGUCCUUAUUUCGGUGCAUUUGGAUAGUUCAGAAAAUAAUUCUUUCAGCAUUGGGAUGGAAGACCUAACUACAAUCAAGAAAUUUGCAAGAGAAACUAAAAAGAAAAACAUUUUGGUUUAUGGUCUUCUUAUCCAACAUAAGGACCCUUUGCUGCUUCAGGAGACAGUAAAUUCUGCUGCUGCUCUUAUCAUGGCGUUAAUAAAGGACAGAAACCCGGAGCUGAUUGGCCAGCUGUUGGUAGCAUAAGACCAUAAAUCAUAUGUAGCUUUUGGAAAUGUUAGUUUUUCAUCAUCUGUUCACCAAAGGUCUUAAGCCAUUUUAUUCUUUGUUUAAAACUCUGGAUUUAUGCCAUUUAUUAAGAUAUUUUAACAGCAUAUUUUUGAUAUUUAAAAUACAAGUCUAAUAUGAUGUGUGAAGUAAAAGGAAAUAAAAAUAAUUCUGAGAUACACUGGGUAUAUACUGUGAGAAAUGAUACUGAAAUGUGUUUUUAAGGUACUGAUCAUUUAAAAAGGUGCACAAAGGACACCAAAAGCAUUCAUGCAGAAUUGUCUUUAACCAUGGCUGUGUGUAGUACUCUGUGACUACAUGACUUAUGUUUUAUUUCAGAUAAAUUAAUCCUAAAGCACAGCUCAUCUACUUUAUGUGAAAUUAUUUAAAAAUUGCUGCUGUAAUACCUAUUAGUGGAUGUAGACUUCCUUACAGAGCAUAGCUUUCCUGACAUGAAGAGAAACGCGUAUUGCAGGAAGUGUUGGAAAUGUCAGGUACCCAUUCUCUAUGGGAUGAAGGUAACCUCCAAUCAAAGAAAUGAUACACAUGGGUGCAACAAGGUGCUAACCCCCAGUUUUCCAGAUGCAGUAUGCUCUGGUUGUAGCCUCCUUGGUGCUACACUUCUUCCAGUGCCCAUGUGCCAUCAUUCAGAGCUCCUGUAGCUCCACUGAAAUAGGAAGAGUCUGUUAAUUCAUGUAUAAAAAUACAAUUCUCAUCUCUUGCAGAUGUAUGUAGUAAAUAGCAGUAAGGAGAGCAAACAUUAUGAAUUCAAAGAUAUGCUGCAUUGACGGUCAAGAGGGGGUGGACCGUUGGGACAGGAAGAUGAAAUGGUGAAUGAUUAUUAUGUGGAGUAUCUCCAGGUAUCACAACCACUAAGAGCAAUACAAGCAGUGUCCCUGAAAACAUGUCUUUCCCUAUGCAUCAGACCCAGGAAUUUUAUCUCUCCUGCCAUUUGUGAAGGGACUAGGUUAGUGUCUUACAUACUUGAUAUGGCUGGAAUGAGGUCUUGGAGAAGUAUCCCCACCAGAAGUGUCCAGUGAGUCCCUGAUUCAGUCUGUCACUGUCAGUUCAGCAAAUUUCCCUCUAAAAACAGCAUCCCUUCCCUUACUCCCACCAUGUUCCACUCCCUCUGGUGCUCAGACAAAACUUAGGAUAACAAACUCCCUGCUUGGUCCCUUUCCUCUUUCCCUUCACGUGACUAUUUAUUAUUACUGGUUUAAAUCCCUUUUAGAAGCUGAUCUUGGUCCCAAACUUCCUGCAUUGCACAAUAAAAUAAAGAGUUGUUAGCUGAUGGUUCUCUAUCCAAAGCAGACAUUUUUUUCCACAUCCAAGUCAUGCAAACAUAGCUAACAAAGUUCUUGUGCAUCAUCUGCUUUCUUCUUUGCUUCUUUCAUCUCUACUUUGAUUAAUAAUUUGUCCUUUUCUGACAUUGUACAACAUAAGUAUUCACAUUAGCUCUGUGCAUGGCUAUACAAUAGGCAUAUUUUAUUCAUACAUAUAUUCAUGUCUGUUCAUAUGCAGAGCACACAAAUAAAUGAAGAACUAAAGAAUUUAUUACUGGUAUUCAUAAUUUAACAGGACAGCUCUCACAAAUAAGUUUUCUGAAUAUGCUUUUACAUUAAUAAAAUUGAUGAAGGAAUUUGUCCCACAGGCUUUUAAAAGACAUGAUGAAAGAUGUCUCUUUGACAAUAUUUUGUUAUUCUUGUUUGCUUGAAGACUAAAAUGCAAUCUGUGAUGUUUUCCCCAAAUAAUAAGGUGAAUUUAGAAAAUCCUUCCUGCUUUCUAUCCACUCUAAUUUAUAUAUUGUGAUACCACAUUAACAUUAGUUUGUGUGCAGCAUCAUUUGUAUAAACAGUGCUUUUAUUUUUUAGGGUUGUUUUACUUACAGCCUUCUCCUAAGAGGAUUUCAAUCAAAUUAAAAAUGAUACGACAAGAACUGCUAUAAUAAAAAAAAAAAAAUUAUAGUUAUUUAUGGAUUUAUUUUGAAAAGUGAACAGACAAUGCACAAGAAAAAGUAAGUUUUGGGUCAACCAAUAUACUUAGUACUAAUCCUAAAUGGAAGAUAAUAAGUUUUAUUAAUGUACUGUUAAUCAUUGCAUUAUGGGUUUUUAAUCUUUAGCAAUCUUUUCAAAUAAUCUACAAACACUGAAAAGUCCAUUUUGCUGGAAGCAAAUACACAAACAACAGAGCUACUAAAACAGAUCACAAAAUACUAAAACUGCAGUAAAAAAAACCAAAAAGAAACUGGACUGUGAUUAAUGCUAUUGUGUAUCCAAACCAAAUUUAAAUGGUUUUUUGGGUGAUUGUUAGUACUUACA
Pseudopodoces humilis (Tibetan ground-tit) is the source of this 3875-nucleotide messenger RNA. RefSeq names its product CDP-L-ribitol pyrophosphorylase A (gene CRPPA). Gene Ontology annotation, biological process: protein O-linked glycosylation via mannose; isoprenoid biosynthetic process. Gene Ontology annotation, cellular component: cytosol. The record is from RefSeq and is a predicted model, not a curated record. NCBI's taxonomy places the organism in Eukaryota, Metazoa, Chordata, Aves, Passeriformes, Paridae. Gene Ontology annotation, molecular function: D-ribitol-5-phosphate cytidylyltransferase activity.